Aspergillus ochraceoroseus IBT 24754 is the source of this 1317-nucleotide messenger RNA. Its product is annotated as putative ZIP family zinc transporter. Gene Ontology annotation, cellular component: plasma membrane. Bases 1 to 1317 code for a protein of 438 amino acids. The record is from RefSeq and is a predicted model, not a curated record. Gene Ontology annotation, biological process: zinc ion transmembrane transport. Gene Ontology annotation, molecular function: zinc ion transmembrane transporter activity. Lineage: Eukaryota; Fungi; Ascomycota; Eurotiomycetes; Eurotiales; Aspergillaceae. The transcript has 2 exons.
AUGCUCUCCGACAUACCCGAUGCUCUGCUUCGGGAAGAACUUUCUCGCAGGCUUAUAGAUCGAGAUAUAAGUAAUGAUAAACCAGCAUGUGGUUCGCUUAAGGGGGGUGCCUACAACACUCCGGCCCAUAUAAUGGCGCUCUUUCUCAUUUGGGUAUUAAGUACAUUGGCCUGUUCCUUUCCUAUCCUGGCUCGUCGAUUCCCGCGUCUCCCGAUUCCUCGACACUUUAUUUUCCUAUCAAGACAUUUCGGAACAGGUGUACUCAUCGCAACGGCUUUUGUCCAUUUGCUGCCUACCGCAUUUGUUUCCUUGACAAACCCUUGUCUGCCUCGGUUUUGGAGCGAGACAUAUCGUGCCAUGGCUGGAUUUGUCGCAAUGAUUUCCGUCUUCUUCGUUGUUGUGGUGGAGAUGUUCUUCGCUAUGAAAGGCGCCGGCCAUGUUCAUGGCAGUGAAUACGACCAAUUAAUCGGCGAAGUAAGCGCGGAUUUCUCCGUCAAUGAGCAAAAUAACGAGUUAAGCUAUCUGCGCCUUGAAGGAAGGGAGUCUACAGACAAUAUUCAUCUUCCGCCGAUACAAGAUACGCGCACGCCGGUACCACAACAUGCAGAGUAUGAUUCCCCUCCAAGGAAUUCAAUGGACGAACGCAAUAUGGAAGACCCGUCAGGUGCCAGUGCAGUAAAAGAUGACGAAAAUAUGGGCCAUGAGGAGGCCGACCCAUAUCAUAUGCCCGGGCCCAACGGAAACCAACGCCAUUCCUCGCACCCUCGCAUUCACCCUCAUCAAUCCCAUUCAGGGUCGAAAUUGCCCAUGCAGAAUCCACAACGCCAACUUUUGCAAUGUCUUCUUCUCGAAGCAGGAAUUCUAUUCCACAGCAUUUUCAUCGGUAUGGCUGUGAGCGUAGCCACAGGCACUUCGUUCGUCGUGCUGCUGGUGGCUAUUAGUUUUCAUCAGACCUUUGAAGGAUUUGCGCUCGGGUCCCGGAUUGCAUCUCUGAUUCCGGACCUCUUCCCCCCUUCCUCUAUGAAACCAUGGCUCAUGUCCCUCGCAUACGGAACUACGACCCCAAUCGGACAAGCUAUCGGCCUCCUUCUCCAUAACCUCUAUGACCCAGCUAGCACUAGCGGCCUGCUCAUGGUUGGCAUUACCAACGCAAUCAGUAGCGGGCUUCUCGUCUUUGCUGGCCUGGUGGAACUUUUGGCUGAGGAUUUUUUGAGUGAAUCGAGUUAUAUGACCCUUCGGGGACAGCGGCGCGUGGAGGCUUGCGUAGCGGUUGCCGCUGGCGCUUUGUUGAUGUCGUUUGUGGGUGCAUUCGCCUAG